Molecule: messenger RNA, 1737 nt
Organism: Naegleria fowleri
Lineage: Eukaryota; Heterolobosea; Eutetramitea; Acrasida; Naegleriidae
Exons: 3
Coding region: 1-1737 (578 amino acids)
Cellular component (GO): membrane
Source: RefSeq, a predicted model, not a curated record
AUGACUACUCCUUAUUUGAGUGAUGACAGAAAUAUAUUCAACAUCAUUCCGAGUCUUGUUAUCACCAACAAUGCCACUACUCUAGCCUUCAUUGUUGCUGGGGCAGUCGUUGUUUUACUGACCAAAGGUUUUCAUUUCAAAGCAAAAAAGACCAUCACCAAUGAAUAUUUAAAGCAACGACAAAUGACUUUCCGUUUGGGAAAGGACCCAAAUUCAAUUCCUCUGCCGAAAUUUUCCAAUGACAAAGAGUUGGAAGCAGAAGAUAGAAAAUUGAUUUAUAAUAGACUGCACGAUCCUUCACAAUUUGUUUUCGAAGGAUUUGCCUUCAAACGACCUCUCACCAUCCUUCUCUACAUUUACCGAGUUGCAUUGGCCUUAUGGAUGGUCAUUAUGAUGUGUGUAGAUGUGGCCUAUUUCAGACCCAAACCAUUCCUUACUUACUUUUCAUUUCUCACCAACACGUCUGCAUUCGUGUUUGCAGUGUAUUAUGUGCUGCAAUCUGUGUUUGGUUUAUUCUACAUUACAACGUGUUACAAGUUUUUCAAUGAUUCGAAAAAGACUGGUAAGGCGAAACGAAAUGUGGAAGAAUUGAAUGUGUGGGUGAGAAAAUUGUUUACAUUUACUUCGACAAUGAUUUGGUUGUUUGCAGAGCUGAAUCAUGUGUCGGCAACGUUGGUUGCUUUUGGAUAUUGGAUUAUUGUGAUUCCACAGUAUGCAAUUAAUGGAAAAGUGACCACAGAUCCUGAUGUUUUGUCGUAUUUUACCUUUGGAUACCACGGCUUACAAAUGAUUUUCAACUUUAUUGAAUUCUUAAUGUCCAACGUGGUGUUCAGAAUUUGGCACUUGUUUAUAUUAAUGAUCUAUCCGACCUUGUACCUGAUUUGGAUUCAAACGAAUAUGGAGGCACGAUGGGUAAAUAUUUGGCCCUACGACGUGAUUGACUAUUACAGAAAUCCAUGGUUUUCAAUCAUUGUUUAUUCAUUUGGACUUUUUUUCGUCUUUUGUUUGUCCUUUUUUUUCUAUUGGUUGAUCACAACGAUUCGAUUGAGAAUACUCACCAAACGUUUAAAGAAGAUUCGUUUCACACGACGAAAUACUCAAAAGAUGAAUGCUAUUUUGAAAAACUCGGUCGCUGCCCUAGUGAAUACAGCCAUCGAAUUGGAUGCCAUCAUUGAUUCACCUCAUCGUCAUUAUCCAGCUGUGGUCUACACGACAGCCAAUACUUCAGUUGCCUCAGCAACCACCGUCACACCCCCAAGUUCACUGACCUCGAGUCCAGCAGCUUUACAUCCAUCGCAUGGAUAUGAAGAGAAGGACACGGCCAUGCCGUUAUCAGACAAUACUACGAUUAUGAUUCAAAGUGAAGAUAUGGACAUUCUGGAUGCUCCUCGUGGCACGAAGAAAACAUCUGAUGUGGUCUCGAAAUUGGUGAAAAUUUCAAAGAACUCUGCCAUGACAACAACAACACCUCAAAUUGUGAACACAUCCACACCCAACAGUAGCACAGCCUUGAUUCCUCCUUUCAAUACCAGGAAAGUACAUCCUCAUGAUGAUGUACCAGUCCAUGAGGAUGAUAUGCAUAAGAACCACGACAAGGGUGGGCGUGAGGAACACGUGUUGGUGGCCACUACUGACACCACAUUUACCUCUUCACAUGCUGCCAACACUGUGAUUACUCUCUCCACACCUACUCCACGUGCUCAGGCUCAACAAUCCUUGAAUAUUGAAUUUAUUUAG